Molecule: messenger RNA, 862 nt
Organism: Culex quinquefasciatus (southern house mosquito)
Lineage: Eukaryota; Metazoa; Arthropoda; Insecta; Diptera; Culicidae
Product: pyroglutamyl-peptidase 1
Exons: 1
Coding region: 119-748 (209 amino acids)
Biological process (GO): proteolysis
Cellular component (GO): cytosol
Molecular function (GO): pyroglutamyl-peptidase activity
Source: RefSeq, a predicted model, not a curated record
AACCCAAAAUAAAAAUAAUUCUCUCCGAGAUUCACCUUGCUUCUAUCUCCCAGCAGUAAAUCUUAGUCCGUGGGUGGACAAACAUCGUCGCGCUCAUCACAUCGCACACACUCACGUCAUGCCCAGCCGUACGAUUGUGGUGACCGGAUUUGGUCCGUUUGCCGGCCACGAAGAGCGCAACGCCAGCUGGGAAGCGGUCCGACUGUUGCCGAAUUCGCUCGUCCACGGCGGCAGGGAGUACGCCCUCAAGAAGCUACAGGUCCCGGUGACGUACGAGGCGGUGGACGCGGUCGUUCCUCGGGUGUGGGAGGAGAGUCCGGCGCUGGUUGUUCACUGUGGCGUCCACGGGAACAUUAGCACGAUUAACUUGGAGCAGUGUUCCUACUCGGCCGGAUAUUGCAGACCGGACUUUGCAAACAAGUGCUUGCCGUGCGAUAAGGUGGCGUUGAGGAGUGUGCCGUCGGGGGAGGAAGAGGAUGGAGGCAAGUGCGUGAGGUUGGACACGAAUCUGAAGGUGGAGUCGAUUGCACGCGAGCUGAGCACGGUCCGGUGCGUGCACUCGACGGAGGUUGGCAACUACCUGUGCGGCUACAUCUACCUCAAGUCGUUGGAUUUCAGUCGGGAUCGAACGCUUUUUAUUCACGUGCCAAGCGUCGGCAAGCCGUACAGCUCGGAACAGACAAAGGAUGCGAUUUUUCAGGUGCUUGGACGCUGCUUGGACCAGCUGGAGUCGGAGGGAAAGCUUUGAAAGGUCGUCGUUCGGACGCAAUGAUUUUAACGAGCUGUUUUUUUUAGUUUAUCAAUGUUAUAAAUUCAAUCUGUAUUGGAUGUUGUGUUUUAAUAAAUUGUAAUUUUAACCCGA